AUGAAUAUUGACAGUUCGGGCACGGACCCGGCUUCAAUUUUUACUUCAAUGUUCCUUCAACAACCAAGCACAAACCUUAACAACAAACCCGAGCACAACCUUAACAACAUUAAUGGUGCUGCUGUAUUGUCUAUACCAACCUUUCAAACGUAUCCGACCACCACCGCGCCCACAAUGAAUUUCAUUCAACAACCACAGAAUAUGAAUGGAGCCAGCCUCUACGCAACCCAACUCGGUCAACCUCAUCAACAGCAUGUCACCUCGCAGCAACUUAUUGCUCAACAAAUUCAAAAUCAACAACAGAAUCAACAACAACAGCAGCAACAACAGCAACGACAACAACAACAACAACAACAACAACAAGCAAGCGAUUCAUCAGUUUUCAUCAAGCGCCCACAAAAUCCAUUCAUUCUUUGGGCUACUGCAAAGCGCGCUGAUGUACUCAAGCAAUACCCAAAGAUCAGCAUGAGAGACGCUAAUGCUAUGCUUGGAUCAAUGUGGAAAGCACUCUCCGACGAGGAAAAGCGUCCAUUUUUUGAUCAAGCCAAGCAAAGCCGAGCCGAUCACAAGUUGAUGCUCAGUCAGAACCCUCACCUCAUGGUGAAACCCAUCAAAGUGCAACGCUCAAGCUCUGGGGUUGACACCGGUGCUCGUGCUCGUGAACUGAUGCAACAAUUCCCUCAAGUCUACAAGCCUCCACAGGCCGGUCAAAACUUACCACCAAUGACCCUACCAAACGGCAUGUCGACGGCUCAGUUCCCACCGAACAUGACCGUCGGCCAGGUGCUCAACGCGCCCCACUUCACCAACAAUCAGUUUGACAAAAAUGGUUCAGGAAGGCAAUUCGUCAAACGUCCACCCAAUCCGUAUAUGUGCUUCGUGCUCGAGAAACGAGGCGACAUCGUCAAAGCGAAUCCCAAGAUGCGCAUGUGCGAUAUCAACUGCAUCCUUGGGGAAAUGUGGAAAAUGCUCUCAGAAGAAGACAAAAGACCCUACUUUGAGCAGUCACAGCGCAGCAAAGAAGAGCAUAAACAACUACUCAAUGAUAAUCCACAUCUUGCCGUAAAGCCAGUGAAAGUGAAGAAAAAUGCGAAGAUGGCACGAGAGGUUCUGAAUCAACAACACCCAGACGUUUAUCAACACAUGCAACAGCCACAACAAUCACACCAACGACAAAUUCAGGUUCAGCAAAUACAGCAAGUGCAACAACUGCAGCAGCAACCGCAC
Molecule: messenger RNA, 1227 nt
Organism: Mesorhabditis belari
Lineage: Eukaryota; Metazoa; Nematoda; Chromadorea; Rhabditida; Rhabditidae
Source: the annotation of a GenBank genome assembly